UACGAAACCCCCCAAAAGUAAAAACUGCUUAAUGAGAACUGAUAUUCUGUAACUUGAGAAAACAAACACCAUGAACUUGUUACACAAAACCCUCACUAAAACCUCCAAAUCAACCAUCUUCUUCCCCUCAAUCCCCCCAAUUCGUCAACACCCAUUUUCUCUCUCCUCCUCAUACUCAACCAAAAACUCAAUUGAUGAUAGCAGGGAGAAGAACUUGGCAAGACCAAGUGAAAUUCCAUUCCAACCAAAGGUUGUAAAUAGAGUCAAUUUUGUUGGUACUGUAACUAUACCUGUUAAAUUCUGCACUUCUGUUGAUGGAAAAUCAUGGGCUGUUACUGUUAUUUCUCACCUACGGCAACCUUUGUUUACUUCCAAUUCUCUCUGGAUUCCUAUAAUAUUUGAAGGUGACUUGGCCAUCACUGCUGCUACCCGUCUGAAAGAAAAUGAUAAUGUACACAUUGCCGGACACUUGAGUUCAGAUCAUAUGCCAAUCAAUUUGACAGAUUACCAAUCAAAAGUCCAGGUUAUGGUUCACAAUGUUAAUUUUGUUCGUCAAUUCCAUCCUGAAGUGAUGAAACAUCUCCUCUUCAAUCAAAGAAGAGGAAAAAAGAUGAAACCUCACCCCAGAUCAUAAUUAUGAACUGUGCAUGCCUAAUUAUAUUGGUAUUUCAACAGCCACUGAAAUCCUUAUUCAUACAAGUAAAUACAUACUUCGUAACAGGCAGUGGAUAAGUAUAGCUUCCUUCACUGAAUCGAUCAAACACUAGACAAUUGUCCUGAGAAUACGGGGGACCGAUGAGAAUAUCUGUGAACAGAAAACUCUUGCCUUACUAAUCACAGAAUAUCCAGGACAAGUAAUGCUGUCUAAUUAAUGAUCAUUAUCCAUUAUAGUUGAUAUGAAAGUGAUGUGAAAAUAUGAUUGCUACUUUGGGAAGUCGGCACUCGGCAGGGCUUUGAAUUACAAAACAGAAAGGUACAUCUCCUUCAAUGUGUACAUACUAAACUGGUGUAAACUUUUGGUGUCGGAUUGGAUAAUACAGUACGUGUAUACAACAUGGUUUUCAAUUCUUGAACUUGAUAUCAUGAUAUGUAUGGUUUAUCUCGAGGAUAGCUUAAUCAUUACUUAACACUUGUUUGAUUUUUAUUUUUGUAAUAUACUGGCUGGAGAAAGUUCUCGUCAAGGUUGGGAGGAGGGGUUUCCAACCCUGACUAGAAUAAAUCGCGCUAAAGCACCUUAAAUUGAGGCGAGGGAAAUUGAGAAUCAUAACCUGAACCUGUACCCGGACCAUAUGGUUGGAUUGGAGAUUAUCAUUUUGAAAAUCAUUUCAAAAAAAUGUAAAAAAGAAUAAAAAAUUCAGUGUUAAAGUGAAUGAUAUUCACAAAAAAUGUGUGAUUGAUAAACAAGUAUUGAAUGACGUGGAAAGGGUAGUUGGGUUGAGACAACGUCGACUUCAGUCGUCAAGCUUCUGAUCAGGUAACGUCCAUGCAAGCCAAGAUAUUUCCCACAAUUACAUCACGCUGUCUCCUGCUGCGUAACUGCUUACCAUCUUACCAUAGAAUCCUUGUACGUUACGGACUAGAUAUUUUAUAAAGUAUUUUAUUUAUGAACUUUGCCAGCUCAUAUUGUAAAUUUGUACUCUCUUCGUUCUUUAAUGUUUUGUUCCGAUUGUUUUUUUAACUUGUCCUUUUAAAUUUGUCUCAUAUAGAGUUACUACUUUUAGUAGAGGUUGUUAAGGUCAAAUAAGUCUAUAAUAGGUAUUAAAGGAUUAUUUAAACCAAAAGUUUAAAUUGAUGGUUGAAGCUUAAGAUUGGUUAAUAUGUUUUGUACGGUAUUAGUUGGAGAUAAGUUCAUCACAAAUAAGCUUAAUAAGGGCUACUCAGAUUCAUUUAGCAACCGAAAUUCGAAGUAAUAGUUCAGACACAUUUUGCUAAGCUUAAUUAAGUAAUUAAGUGAAUUGGAUGGAUAAAAUGCACUAAAGUGAAUAUAAUAGUGCCUAACUGAAAAAAAAAAUAAAAAAAAAAAAAAAAA
Molecule: messenger RNA, 2029 nt
Organism: Chenopodium quinoa (quinoa)
Lineage: Eukaryota; Viridiplantae; Streptophyta; Magnoliopsida; Caryophyllales; Amaranthaceae
Product: protein OSB2, chloroplastic-like
Exons: 4
Coding region: 71-634 (187 amino acids)
Biological process (GO): positive regulation of helicase activity; mitochondrial DNA replication
Cellular component (GO): mitochondrial nucleoid
Molecular function (GO): single-stranded DNA binding
Source: RefSeq, a predicted model, not a curated record